Silurus meridionalis is the source of this 3052-nucleotide messenger RNA. Its product is annotated as signal transducer and activator of transcription 4-like. Bases 253 to 2484 code for a protein of 743 amino acids. The transcript has 23 exons. NCBI's taxonomy places the organism in Eukaryota, Metazoa, Chordata, Actinopteri, Siluriformes, Siluridae. Gene Ontology annotation, biological process: cytokine-mediated signaling pathway; cell surface receptor signaling pathway via JAK-STAT; response to peptide hormone. The record is from RefSeq and is a predicted model, not a curated record. Gene Ontology annotation, molecular function: DNA-binding transcription factor activity, RNA polymerase II-specific; RNA polymerase II cis-regulatory region sequence-specific DNA binding.
AAAAAACUGAGAACCUAUGAUCCAGGGUUUCAUUGUAUCGUGAGCUCUGGAGAGAUUUGUAUGUUUCUCCAGCCCUGGACAUCAAGCCGUAUAGAGUAGAAGAUUUCUCUUAGGUGAAGCUCAGACAGGUACAAAGUGAAGACUUAAAGAUCUCAGGUUAUUAAUUCGAGUUAUUAAAAUAAUUUUGUAGUCUUUUUACACUUUUUUUUUGUUCGUUUUAAUUUCGUCCUCGUGUUGAUCUUCAGCAGCAGGAUGAGUCAGUGGAAACAAAUACAGCAGCUGGACAUGAAGUUCUUGGAGCAGGUGGAUUAUUUCUAUGAUGAUAAAUUUCCCAUGGAGCUGAGACAGGUGCUGGCAAGCUGGAUCGAAAGUCAGGACUGGGAAACAGCAAUGAAUCAUGAGGCCAUGGCCAUGGUGCUCUUCAACAACUUCCUGAUCCAGCUUGAGAAUCACUGCACUCAGGAGCCGAACUUUCUUCACAGACACAACCUGAAGAGAAUUUUCCAGCAGAUUCAGCUGAAAUACAAAGCCAACCCUCAGCACCUAUCAGCCGUGAUCUCCAACUGUCUGAGAGAGGAGAGACGCAUCAUAUCAGCCGCCAGCAUGCAGGAGCAGGUAGGAGGCCACGCCGACUCCGAGUUACAACUAGAGCUGGGUCCACUGGAGAAGUCCAUACAAAAUUCUGCAGCUUUGGAGAAGCAGAAAAACCUGGACAAUAAAGUGGCAGUGAUCCGUAGCAGUGUGCAGCUUCUGGACCAGGCAGUAAAGUACCUAGAGGACAUGCAGGAUGAUUUCGACUUCCGCUACAAAACCCUCCAGCUUCGAGAUCCAAUGGAGAGAAAUUCUCAAAACAUGAAACAAGAAGUCAUGACCCUUCAGGAGAUACUCAACCGUCUAGACUUCAAAAGGAAGGAGAUCUUAUCUAAAAUGGGCGACGUUUUGAAGGAGAUAGACAGCCUGAGUGUCUCUCAGCUGAUGCCUGAGCUGCAGGCGUGGAAACGUCGGCAGCAGAUCGCCUGCAUCGGCGGCCCGGUCCUCACCGGUCUCGACCAGCUCCAGAACUGGUUCACCACGACGGCCCAGAGUCUGUUUCAGAUCAAGCGUCAGCUGGACAAACUGGGAGAGCUGAUUGUGAAAGUGACGUACGAGAGCGACCCCAUACCUCUGCAGAGACCUCAGAUGGAAGAACAAGUCAAAUAUUUGAUCUAUCACCUUAUCAAGAGUUCGUUCGUGGUGGAGAAGCAGCCGUGCAUGCCCACACACCCUCAGAAACCCCUCAUCAUUAAAACUCAGGUGCAGUUCACCACUAAAGUCAGAUUGUUGGUAAAAUUACCUGAAGUCGAUUAUCAGCUUAAAGUGAAGACAACCUUCGACAAGGACCUCCCGGCUGGCAAAGUCACCAGACAGUUCUUCAUCCCCACCAACAACAUGAAAGUGAUGGAUGUAGAAGAAUCAUCAAACGGAUGCCUGUCAGUGGAGUUCAGGCAUCUGCUGAAAGAGAAGAAAUGCACAAACGGAACCAAAGGAAAUGAGGGUCCGCUCACGGUGACGGAGGAGCUCCACUCGCUCAGCUUUGAGGCCAUGCUGUGUUUGCAGGGGCUGGAUAUCGACCUGGAGACCUGCUCCUUGCCGUUGGUGGUGAUUUCCAACGUCAGCCAGUUGCCUGCAGGUUGGGGCUCGGUCAUGUGGUACAAUCUGCUGACAGAUGAUCCAAAGAACCUGGCAUUUUUCAGCAACCCAUCCAGGGCCAGCUGGAGCCAACUCUCCGAGGUCAUCAGCUGGCAGUUCUCCAGCUUCGCUGGCCGUGGGCUUAAUAAAGAGCAGAUGAGCAUGCUGGGAGAUAAACUUCUGGGUCAACACGCUUCGUAUAACGACUGCCAGGUGUCUUGGUCCAAAUUCUGCAAGGAAAACAUACCUGGGAAGUCGUUCAGUUUCUGGCUGUGGCUCGACUCCAUCCUGGAGCUCAUUAAAAAACAUCUACUUCCUGUUUGGAUUGACGGGUACAUCAUGGGGUUUGUGAGUAAGGAGAUGGAGCGUGCUCUGCUUAAGGACCGGGAGUCUGGGACGUUCCUGCUGCGCUUCAGCGAAAGUCAUCUUGGAGGAAUCACCUUCACCUGGGUGGAGCAGGAAAACGGUGAGGCAAAAUUCAUGUCUGUAGAGCCCUACACCAAAAACCGCCUCAGCGCACUUCCUAUCGCCGAUAUCAUCCGGGAUUAUAAAGUCAUCGCAGACGGGAUUGUCCCAGAGAACCCUCUGAAAUUCCUUUAUCCCGACAUCCCAAAAGACGAAGCAUUCGGGAAACAUUACAACAGUCAGCUGAACAAAGUUUGCCCGUACAUCCCGACUAUUCUGAUUCCCAUCUCUCUGAACACAUCUCCUCUUUCCUGCUCGUCUCCGGAGCCACCGUUAUCCCCGGGAAUGUCGCACAUGCUCAGCCAGCACAUCAGCCCCUUCGAGAUCGAAAGUGUUAUGAGCUCAUUAUAGACCUUCCUGGAUUCUCUCUGCUCCGGCACAAAGACAUAAAAGGCGUGUGAGAAAUACCCUGUGUGUGUGUGUGUGUGUGUGUGUGUGUGUGUGUGUGUGUGUGUGUGUGUGUAUAUGUGUGUGUGUGUGUGUGUGUGAGUGUGUGUGUGUGUGUGAUGGUGUGUGUGUUUAAAAUCAUCUCUUUGUCUUUGUCCACUCCUGCAAUCUCACAUAUCCUCUUUCUGUACAUUUUAUCUGAUAAAAACUGAAUGUUAUGACGCACAGGGUUUGAAAACUGAAUGUAAUGUAUAAAUAUCAGAAACGGUCCGGAAUCCAAAAGGACAUAACCACAUUCACUCGGUAGAUUCAAACAUCUCUAAGGAUUUUAGACACAUGAUGUCGAGCAGGAAUAAAACUGAAAUCGAAGAUCCCGAUCAGUAAUCUGUGCGGUCUCCAUGACGUGUCUGGUUUUCCUUUUGUUUCUGUCCGUAUUCUUUUUAUUUUGUUUAUUUUUGAAAGGAAAUGUAACACGUUUUCUGCUCCAUGAAUGUAUCAUUUGUUUUGAUUUUCAAUAAAAAUUAUAAAACAG